UAGAACAGCCACACAAAGGCUAGCAAUUAAUUUUAUUAGAUGAUUGACCCAUGUCAAGCGUAUGGGUUGAUACAGUAGAAAAUGAGGGGUAUUAGCUAGUUAAUAGUUAUCCCUACCUAGGUACCUACAAUAAACACACAAGCUCAGAUCACCAAAAAGAACGGAAUACGUGCUAGGUAAAAUAUGGCGCCACCCGCCCUUUGCAAGUUUUUCGCGAAAGGAAAUUGCACGAGAGGAGAGAAAUGUCGUUAUUCCCAUGAGAAGACUACUACUACACCUCGCAUUCCUGGCUCCCAGAGGAAACCAUCCAAGACCGCAUCUCUACCUUCAACGAAAGAUCCUCGCUCGCAGAUUCCAUGCCACCAUUAUGCUAGAGGUAAUUGUCGAAACGGGAGUAACUGUCCAUACUCUCAUGUUGCACAGAAAGAGAAUAAGAUGGACCUCGAUUUAGAACCUGAGGUUUGCUCCCUGAUACUAAAUUUUGCUUCCUUGAUACUAAUGAAUGCUAGGAAAAACCAAGCCAUGACAACUUCACAAGACAGUUUAGUGGUGCACUGGCUCAAUUCCAUGUCGGCGCGCAAGUAUCUAAAGUCACCCUCUCGACAGACUUUUCCGCCGCUCGAAUCGACGGGCUACCGACGGACAGUACAUCUGAAUCUGUUUCUUCACUUUUGUCCGAAGAAGGAAUACAGAUCAUACCAGAAUGUGUGAGAGUCCGACAGCAAAAUAGCACUGCAUCAGCAGAUAUAAGAGUUGAUGAUCCUACCUUUGCGACGAGAUUGUGUUCGAUAUUCAGAGGGAGAAGUGGGUUGAGAGCUAGAUACCCAAAAAUAGAAGCAUUUCAUGUUUCUGCUGGAUUGCCACCGGGCACAAAUGCCCAUCAAAUCGAAUGCAAGAAGGUUCAGUGCUCUUGGUAUAAGCCUUACAAGUCGGCAUGGCUUUAUUUUGGAAACGAAGAUAUUGCAAAGAGGGUAUCUACCAAGUUCAAAUCAAAAAUUUACAACGUUCUUGGUCAAACAACAAUAUGUAACUCACCAAUAGCAAGCGAAGGACAAAGAAACACACUGACCUGGACGCUGCUUCUCCCGAUGCUGCCUGCUACAAUCACGGAAAAAGACAUCACUUCUGCUAUAACGUCACGACAAGACAAGCCUCUAAGUGUAAAACUAUCAGCCCUCAGCUAUGAGGUAGAAGGAGAAGAAGCUAGUGCUAUUGUGAUGUCCCUGUUAUUUCAGACUGGCCAAAUUGAAUGGAGCCAGAUCGGUACAGAGGUAGAGGGAAACAAAGGUUCGUUGCAUUAAAUUUUGGUUUCUUUACGCCUAAUACUAUCCCCUAGUUUCAAGCCACAGUCUUUUUCUCCCUCUGCAAACUAUUUUUCUCUUUAUUUCCACCCGAAAUUUUUCCUGUCAUGUGCAAUUACUAAUCCCUAAAUCUACAACAGCAAAAGGCGUUGCUCGAUACUACGAGGAAUCUGAUGCAAGAGCAGCAGUCGCUACGCUAGACAAUACGCCUUUACCAUUCUCUCCCGCUUUGAGCUUGACCGUUCAGCUUAUUAGCAGCGCGAAAUUCAAGGUCUCGAGCUCGAUUUUCAGUGCCGUGCAAAGUCGGAUUCGCACUGCAAGCCAAGUUUGGAAUGAAAAGGAUUUGAAAUUUAAGAUCUAUCCCAGUGCUGGUCUCAGAAACCAAUAUAGGGUUCUCAGAAUUGAAGGGGAGGUAUCGAAAGAGGUGGCGAUUGCAAAGGAGACGUUGAAUGAGAUACUGGAUGGAAUCACGGUGAUGAGUGAUGGAAAACCUUUAUGGACUCCUUCUCUAACCAGCAAUGGAUCCGUCUUUCUGAGAUUAAAGGAAACACAGCAAAAGCACGGGGUCAUUAUCGUGCGGAACAAAAGAAAGCAAGAGCUCAAACUGUAUGGCUCGAAAGAAAAGUGCAAAGAGGUGGAAUCGAUUAUCACAAACAUUAUCAAUGCCGAACCGUUUUCUGCCUACAUCAUCGAAUUAGAACCCGAAGACUACAUUUGGGCAUGUAAUGGUGGAUUUAGGAUGAUUACUGCAACACUUGGAAGGAAUAUCGCCAGCUUUGACAUUAUCUCUACGCCAAAGAGAAUAUUGAUCGAAGGUACAGAACAUCAAUAUAGGACUGCGUUGAGAAUGAUUAGCAAGAGAGAAUCAAACCCGGUUUCCCGGUCAAUCGCCGCCAAUGAGUCUUGUGCUGUGUGCUGGGAGCCGCCAGAGAGCCCAGUUUUAACCAAAUGCAAACAUGUAUAUUGCUCCGAGUGUUUCGAACUAUCUUGUAAUGCCGCUAGCUCUGCCGGGAAAGACUUCUCAAUCAAUUGUCAUGGCAACAUGGGAAAAUGUCAACGGACCUUUAGCCUCGAAGAACUACAAGAGAUUCUGUCAUCCAAGGCAUUCGAAGAUAUUCUGGAAGCCUCCUUCUCAACUCACAUUCAGCGUAAUCCGCAGGAAUUCCGCUAUUGCCAAAAACCGAAUUGCAAUACUAUCUAUCGUGUAACUAAGACGAUGCAUUUCAAUACUUGUAUCGAAUGCUGCACAGUAAUUUGCACAUAUUGCCACAAGCAACACGAGAACAAAACAUGCGCGGAGUACGAGGACGAAAUCUCAGGAAACUAUGAAGCAACGCUGGAAAAGAUGAAGAAGAUGGGGAUCAAGGAAUGUCCAAAUUGUAAGACUCAUAUUGAGAAGACGAACGGGUGUAAUCACAUUGUGUGUAAUUGUGGAGCACAUCUUUGUUGGGUGUGUCUGGAAACGUUUACGGAUUCCGGCUUAUGCUAUAAACACUUGAACUCAGAACAUGGGGGAAUAUUCGGGCUUGAUUUUCUGUAUCGUUUUCAACGCUAAGUUCCGGAUGUGUUGGGUUCGGCUGGAGGAAUCAUAUUUGGACACCUCUUUUCCUGUCGCAAUAUCAAACUCAUUCGACUCAUAUAUUCAUUAAUAUUGACUACGAUUUUCCCGGGCUACCUUGUAUUUUAAAAUUCUCAGAGACAUCCUUGGAUGAUUUAAUUGUCAGACAUUAAUCCUACA
Molecule: messenger RNA, 3039 nt
Organism: Sclerotinia trifoliorum
Lineage: Eukaryota; Fungi; Ascomycota; Leotiomycetes; Helotiales; Sclerotiniaceae
Source: the annotation of a GenBank genome assembly